AUGCCGUCUGUGCUGUGAGUUGUGGAAUGGACAGGGCCGAUUCAGCCUGCAGAGAGAGGAGAGAGACCAAUAUUACCUCACAGAGAAUCUGUUACAGAAGGGGAUACUGAACAAAUUGUACACCACACCACAGAAAUAUAUGAUUUACAGUAGAUAUAACCACUUUCUAAUGAUCCACUGUGUGCUCCCCUCUCCUGUGUCGCCGGGUGGUGCCUUCCUUAAAAUGUCACAAAUACCCCAUUUAAGUAUAAUUCAAGGCAGGUGAAAGAAACCAUUUGAUUGGAGUGGAGGGUGGAUCAUGUGGAUACUUGUCUCCUUCCACCCGAGGUGUAGCCCCCUAUCCCAACCCAUCACUCACAGUGUAGCCUAAAUCAUAUAUUGUGUAAAUACCAUAUGCAGUAACUGUUAAAGUGAAAGUGUAUUGACAGUAAUUUGGGGAUCAGGGUGUAGCCAAACUAAGAAUGCCUACCCCUUCUACAGUAUGCCUAGGAGGCACAUAUUUUAGCAUAGUUGAGUGCGUGCAAGUUGCGCCAGCUAGCAGUGUGUGUACGGAUGCACUAAGUAGCUGGGUCUAGGUUAUGUGUUUUUAGUGGUUGACAAUAAUGAGAAGGAGGAUAGGAGGGAGAAGACAACAGGUCAUGAGGUUUGAGCAGGGAUACAUUAGAUAAGUGCCCCACUGAGCUGAAUUCAUUGGGAAUGGGCAUUAUGGGUGAUUAAAUACCAUGGUAACCUGACCCCACACAGCUCCCCUUACUGUACUCUGCCUGUCAAUCACAAUGAAAACAAAGCAUGGAGUAUUCAUCUCUACAGCACAUGCAUACACGCAUGGCUCCCGUUGCUACGUUGCUACCCAUUCGUAUUCUGAAGGCGCUUUCCUCCCUGGUCUUAAAGCUUCGUGCUGACUCAAUUAGCCAAUUCCUCACGUCAAUAUCCCUGGGUCUGAAAUUCCAUUUGAGUAGGCUGUGGAGCGUGCGUGUGUGUGUGUGUGUGUGUGCAUGAUCUGCAAUCCCAAUGUGGCUGCCGCCUGAUUGCAUUUCCACCUGUGUCUGGUGGUCUCACUGUACCUCCGAGGAGUAUAAUACGAUCACUGACAUAUACUCAAAAUACACACACACACAAACACACCACAGAAACAAACACACAUACACCAGCCCAACCUCCAGUGGAUUUAUUGCAUACACACAACACAGAAACAAAUAUAAUCCCACACACACUUCUCUCUUUAGGCAUCUGGCUCUUUACCAGGGAGAAGACAGCUAUUCAGUGGCAGAACCAGCCCUAACACACACUCUCAGCUCCACCAGAACAGCGUUAUGUAAACCUAGACUUAGUACAGCUGGGAGUCAUUGUUAUAGAAUCUCUGCAGUGUCUGCAUUAUCUAACAACGUGGAGCUGUGCCACGUGGAGGGAAUAUGAACCUGCCCACCUGUUUCUGGGUUUAUCCUGUAGAUCUCAUUACUACUGCAGCGUGAUAUCUCUGCAUUAGGGACGAGCAGCAAUCAAAACAUAAACUUGGUUGUUGUUCCAUCAUUUCCAACUUCUCGUGUGUGUGUGUGUGUGUGUGUGUGUGUGUAUAAUACCUACCCAAUACAACAUGUGACUGACAGAUUCUUAUUUUUCCAGGUAUGACUAUGUGGAGGUGCGUGAUGGCGUGGAUGAGAAUGGUCAGCUGGUGGGGAAGUACUGUGGGAAGAUCGCCCCGUCACCCGUGGUGUCUUCUGGGAACCAGCUCUACAUCAAGUUUGUGUCCGACUACGAGACCCAUGGAGCAGGCUUCUCCAUCCGCUAUGAGGUCUUCAAAACAGGUGAGAGGAGACCGAGUGUGUAUGAAACACACACACGAUCACAAAAUCUCAUCACACUCACACACACACCAAACACACAGCUCGGGACAUCACUUCGGAGAAGAGGGAUGAUAUACAGGAGACCGAGACAGCUAAUCAUGAGUCUAAUUAGCAUAAAGAGGAUGUUUCUCCUCAUUUCGUGGUUUGUUUGUCAUUUAGUCCUGCUGCUUAAUGCAUCAAGGUAUUACAUAUGCUAAACAAUAUGUCUCCACACAAGCAGAGGAAUACUUUUCCCCAUGUGUAUAUAACUGCCUUAAUGCUGCUGGAGCUAAUGGGGAUCGUUAAUAAAUACAAACACAAAUAUUCUCCAUAAAAACCAUCUGUAGCAACUGAAUGUAUUUCUCUGUUUGUGACACCACAUCAUCAUGGUUAAGUGGAGAAAGUGAGUCACCAAUGGUUUAAAGGACCUGAAUGAAGGAAGAGCUUUCUCCUCUUCCUGCUUCUGAUAAGGUAAAUUCAUAUUCAUAUAUUCAGCUGUCGUCGAAAACCCUGAGAAGUUCCUUCCUCAACAAUACUCUCAGGGGAUGUUCUUCCUCCUUAUCUGAAGAUCACACAACAAGAGGCAGAGCUUCCUGUUGUUGCCUUGGCUUCCUGUGUUUAUGGAUGGCUAGGGAAAGGAUUUCCAUUAUAGUGACUGGGAGAGAAGGAGGGAGGAGGACACAGACAGGUGCAACAGAGAGCAGACGCCACUCUGAUUAAUUAACCCUCAGCUAGUUUAUGAGAUGACCCAGACACUCAGAGAAGAUGGAAGCCCUGACAGGGCCCUCUUUUUAAUCUCUGAAGUGUGUGUGUGUAGGGGUAGAGUAUGUGUGUGGAAGGGGGGGUAUGUGUGUGUAUCCGUGCGUGCGUGUGUGUCCCUUUGAUCUGAUGUAAAUGCGCCCACACGCCAGCUGCCUCACACACAUCUCCCCACACUUCAGUGAAGUGCAGCAUUCCCAUGUUGAUGAAGCAGUUCAAUUGUGCACACCACAUUCCUCUGAGGAGGUGUUUCCCAGUCUCAUCCAUUAAAGGGACUGAUUAGAAAUGAGCCGUGUUAGGGCCCCUGGGCUAUGAGGGAUGGGGGAAGAAGUGCUGAACGCAGGGCGUUGAGAUAUGGAGAAAUAUGUACUAUUGAUAUACAGAUGUGUUUUCACCGACAGGAAAAUAUGUAAUAUUGGAGGCUACUGGAGACUACCCAGGAUGCUGCAUACUGGGAUGUUUUGGUCCAGGACCAUCCCCUGUAGAGCUGGCAUCAUGGUUGUGCAGUCAGACUGGGCCGGUUCUUCUGUGGCAGCCAGGCAGCAGAAGCUUGUUUAGCUUUGAAACCAGCGCUGUGUUUUGACUACAGCAGAGCCGGUUGCCGCCGAGGUGGCGGCUUUGAGAUCAAUUCAACCAAAGUUAUGUGUCGGACCCCAGUAAGAUUAGCUGUCGCCAUUGGCGUCGGCUAAUGGGAAUUCUAAUAAAUCAAACAAUUAAGGAUGUGUCCCAAAUUGUGCCCGAUUCCAUAUUUAGUGCACUACCUUUUCUCCAGGGCCCAUAGGGUGCCGCUCAAAAGUAGUGCACUACAUAGGGAAUAGGGUGCCAUUUGGAACGGAACAUAAGUGUCCAUCCUUUGGUUUAGAGAGCAGCCAGCUCGGUGAUUAGGUAAGCGUAUCAACACCGGGGUGGUAUUAGCCAGAUAGCAUCAGCAGAUUUGUGUUGGCUAACACAUAUAAACUUAAUGAUGAUACGCAGAUGUUGAGAUAGCGCUGGGGAAGUAAUGCAAGGAAUGCCGUGCAUCUUAAUGAGUCUGAUUGGAGGAAUACCGUGUGUACAGUACUAGACUUGAGGUUAUAGGGCUGCUUCAGAGAAUGGGUUCAUAGGUAAAUGAGGGGUCAGGGGUAAAUGAGGGGUCAAGGUCAGAUGGGAAACAGGGUACAUACACACACACACACACACACACACACACAUGCACACAUGCAUAGACACACAUGCAUAGAGACACAGACUCUCUGUGAUGAACCUGGAGCGCAGCACUGGCUCUCAUCAGCGGUGCAGUCAGCAGAGCAGAGCAAUGUAUAAUUGGGAGAAAACAGGUUGCUUGUGGUCUUCCACCGCCUUUCACAUCUCACACACACACACACACACACACACACACACUGGUUUUUCAAUCCAGGGAUCUUAAUUAGCCUGGGCUAUUUAUUUUAUGGGCAGUAAAUUGUCGGCCUCGCUCCACUGACCGAAAACAGUCAAAGAGAGUGAAUGAUGAAAACCGAGAGAGAGAGAGAGAGAGAGAGAGAGAAUUAGAGGGCUGAGGAGAGGAAUAAAAGAGAGCUGAGAGAGGGGAUAAGCCCAGCAUAUGUUUAUGGCUGCACUCAACUCAGCGGCAAGUAGAAAAGAGAACGCACUGUAACUGUGGUACCGCUGGUGUUGUCUACUGCUGGAGUCCACUAGGGUCACCAAAACAUAUGUUAAACUAGGAUACAGCUCCAGUCAUCAUCUGCUAACCCCUCCAAGCCCACCACCACCACUACCACCCCUUUAGCCCAAAUGGUCACUAUUGUCCGCCUGUCCGGAUUUCAGAAGACAUACAGGCCAUCCUUCCUGACUAGAAACCUUUAUAUUUAUCUUGUCAUCUUGUCUUCCUCAAGUGUCUCAGAAAAGGUCCCUCUCCUUCUGAAAGAAGCCAUAUGCUUCUGCUUAACAGCUCUGCAAUUUGUAACUCUCAGAGCCACAUCAAGCCUGGCGCCGGGCCCAUUGAAGUGGGCAAAGCAAGAGAGAGCGAGAGAGAGCGCGAGAGAGAAAGAGAGACAGGGAGAGGGGUAGAGAGGCAGGGAUCAUGCCAAUGUUCCUCCCUCUGUCCCUCCUCUCCCUGAUGCUGCUCACUGGGAUGGAACUUGAAGAGGGGAUUGGGAAGGAGGGGAGAGGAGGGGAUGAGGGAGGUCCUCUGCCCUGCCUUUAAGUGAAAAGCCCAAUCAUUCCACAUUUCACCGACCAGAGCCGUUUACAUGUUCCUGCUAUGCGAGCGCUUUUUACGAGGACACCUGUGUCAACACCCAGGAGAGAAGGAGGGAGGGGGGAGACUGAUGCAGGGCACGUGGACCAUUCAGCUUUCAUCUCAUGAGCGCUCUCAUAGGCACAGGUCACAUCUGGCACAGGCAUUCUCCGCACACACACACACACACACACACACACACACACACACACACACACACACACACACACACACACACACACACCUAGCCCCCAUUGAAACUUAAGACCCAAACUCUCUCUUUAUACUUAAGGCCCCUCAUUCAUGCUCUGUCUCAUCCCUAACUGUCAACACAGGAAGAAAUGAUGUCAUCAGCAUGUUGACAUGCUAAAUGCCUGUCAGUGUGUCAGAAAGAGAGAGAGUGUGUGUGUGUGUGUGUGUGUGUGUGUGUGUUUUUGUUUGAAUGAAUGACACACCCCCCCAGCUGUAGCUUCAGGUUAAUAUUUGAUUAUGUGUCCAAAGAGUAACUCUCCAAUGCCCAUUAACCCGUCUAUCAGUGUAGCUACAGGGGAGGAAACGUCCAUCCAGAAGUAGCUAGUUAUUAGGCGGACUGGGCUAAUUAUCAACCAGAUCGACACAUGGAAAAUAAACAGCAGGGAUUUGCUCAGCAGACUUAGAACAACACCUCAGGACAUUAAGGCCCCGGUCCCUAAUAACCCUGACCAGGCAGAGAGAGAGAGAGAGAGAGAGAGAGGGGCAGUCAUGUCAAAGGCAUGUGCCAUGUCAACCAAUGAUUAACCACACAGUCUUACAGUAGUCUCCUUUCACAAUCUAAAGAAACGUUUUGAAAUGUUAAAUAGAAAAACCUAGCCUAAGGAAAACGUAAUCAGGGGACAAGCAUGUUGAAAGAGGCCCCAAGUUGGCUGUUGAAAUCGUAUUUGUUGAAGAUUUGGGUACGAAACGUAAAUCCUUAGCACUUUGGGACUUUGAGGUUAGAAGAUGUGAAAGAUAUAUUUAACAAGCUGUGACUUUGCCCUGUUAAAUAAACUCCCAUAACUCUACACAAGAGAGGGAGUAACAUUACCCCACCCCCACUGGAGAUAAAGCUCAACAUAUACAAGUGUGUGAAAGAUGUCCUCUAGAAGCCAUUACAGAGGCCUGUAAACGUCAAAGUGAGUGCUUAGCAUUCUUUCAUAAACAGUGACUGUUUCAAAUGGCACCCUAUUCCCUACAUAGUGCACUACUUUAGACCUUGGGGAAAAGGGUGCCAUUUGGUGUGUAGUCACUGUGUUUUCGAGGCUGCAGCUCGCCUCAACAUCCCGUCAUAAAUUCUACUGUUUGUUUAAAUCCAACAUGCUGUCUGAUCUCUUUCAGAUAAAGUGAUAUGUAGGUUUGUGUGUGUCUGUGUGUGUGUGUGUGUGUGUGUGUGUGUGUGUGUGUGUGUGUGUGUGUGUGUGUGCCUGCGUACAAGCGUGUGUGUGUGUGUGUGUGUGGUGGCGGUGGGCCCUGGCAGGUAGAGGAGCGGGUGGUGUUGGGAUGCGUUCGACUGAGCUUCGCUCUGAGAAGUUUGUGUUUUUCGGGGAGAAGCUGGAAUGUUUACAGACCCUGUGCAUCUUAGUACGGCUCGGCUCUCGGUGGCGAUGCGAUUCACAAACAACAGUAGCAAAACCAGAAAGAGACAGACAGGGGGUUGUGGGUUAACAAUGCCACAUUAAACAAAAUAAAAUUAUUGUAAAAUUGACUGUGUCCAUAAAAUGUAUAUAGUAUGUAUAAGCUGAAAGUAGAGGCCUAAGCAUUGUUGUUCACUAGUUUACUCCAAUUAGGGAAGGGGUGGUGGGGUUGGAAAGUAAUAAAGGGGAAUAUAUUUUUUUAAAGGAUAUGUAUAUGUGUAUGUAUGUGUAUGUGUAUAUAUAUAUAUAUAUAUAUAUCUAUAUAUAUAUAUAUAUAUAUAUAUAUAUAUAUAUAUAUACAUGUAUGUGUGUGUGUGUGUGUGUAUAUAUAUGUAUAUAUAUAUAUGUGUAUGUGUAUGUGUAUGUGUAUGUGUAUGUGUAUGUGUAUGUGUAUGUGUAUGUGUAUGUAUGUAUGUAUGUAUGUACACGACGCCAGGACAGCGGAGUCACUCACCACCUUCCGGAGACACUUGAAACCCUACCUCUUUAAGGAAUACCUGGAAUAGUAUAAAGUAAUACUUCUACCCCCCCCCCCCCCCUCCCCCACCCCCCCAUAAAAAAAGAAGAAGAAAAAAGUGGUUGUCCCACUGGCUAUCGUAAGUUGAAUGCACCAAUUUGUAAGUCGCUCUGGAUAAGAGCGUCUGCUAAAUGAUGUAAAUGUGUGUAUGUAUGUAUGUAUGUAUAUAUAUAUUAUAUAUAUUAUAUAUAAUAUAUAUUUAUUUAUUUAUUUAUUUAUUAUUUAUUUAUUUAUUUAUUUAUUAUUAUUUAUAUAUAUUAUAUAUAUAUAUAUAUAUAUAUAUAUAUAUAUAUAUAUAUUUAUUCAUUUAUUUGCGAGAAAAAAAAACAUAUGGGGGAUUGGAAGUGAUGCAGACAAUUACAUUGAUGGAAGUUACAAUCUAUCUGCAAUAUUAAAGCGGAUCUACCCCACAUUAUUUGCCUCCUGAAGCUGGCCACACACAUACACACACACACACACACACAUGACAACACACACACACACACACACACACACACAGUAAAAAGCUCAACUGUAGCACAUAAAUACCAUGCACGCAACACAAAGCAUCGUGGGUAGAGAGGUAGCUAGAGACAAGAGGAAUUUCUGAGGAAUGACCUCUUGUACAGAAGGAGAUAAAAUGAGACCAAGAAGAGAUCUGUUUUCUGAUUAUCUCUUCAGGGGAGACUGGACCUUUCCUUUAUUCCAUCUAGACACCCACACAAAAACACACUAUGGCCGCUAGUUUGCCCUUCCCUGUCCCUCUUUUCUCAGUGGCUGAAUGAAACUAUAAAAGGUAUGGAGCCGGGAUGGAGGAGGUGGUUGUGAUAACAUGUAAUUAUGGUACACAGAGAGAACGUAGCGGAGACAGACAGACAUGCUCUCCUGUUACCCACUAGCCUAGCGUUCCAUCUCUCCCACUCCCUUUGUCCUUUGAUCCUGUAUUGAGAUAGCCCUGCAGUCCUAGCGAGCGGCUAGCGCUGUCCUCUCCUCUCCUCACACAGGCAUUGGGAGCAAAGCCACACAAUCGGAAAGGAUUAUUAUUUUUUUAUUAUACAUUUUUGUCUGAAAAUAUUUUAUUUUGGCCAAAUUCUACACUUGUCUAACAUCAUAUGUGAUAACAGUGACAGAAAGUGGCAACCAAACAGAAAACUCCUCUCAGACAGAGCUACAGUCUGGAAGCCAUAUCGAGCUGUUCUUUCUUUAAAUUGUAUAUCCACUGUGAACUCAGCAGCAGACUGUAGUCCACUUAAGGGCUGUCGAAGUCUUCUUUCCAUGGAGUAGCCGGUUGUCUGGUUCACUAUACUCUACACACACCUGUGGGCCCCUGAACCUCCCUCCGUCCCCCAACUCAGCUGACCCCAGGAUCAGACUUUAAGUGGAGGCCAACAGAGUUCUGGAGGACCACAUCCAUGGGAAUGAUAUUUUAGAGAAGUUAAAAUCGCUCUCUGGUCUCUCCUGGUUUUCCAAAGGAAAAGUUAAUGGCCAGACCCGCUGUUUUGAAAACCAGCAGCUUUCAGAGCAGCACUAAAUGUCAACUCGCAUCACAGUCAAACCGAACCUGUGUUCCUGCCUUGCCUUGACCCUGGGCUCCCGAGUGGCGCAGCGGUCUAAGGCACUGCAUCUCACUACAGACCCUGGUUCGAUUCCAGGCUGUAUCACAACCGGCCGUGAUUGGGAGUCCCAUAGGGCGGCGCACAAUUGGCCCAGCGUCAUCCGGGUUUGGCCAGGGUAGGCCGUCAUUGUAAAUAAGAAUUUGUUCUUAACUGACUUGCCCAGUUAAAUAAAAAAUGUAAUUCUUCCCAUCAGCCUGCCCUCUACCCCUCCCCCCCAAAAAGCCAAGACAUAAGCCACUCUCCUCUCAUUUCCAAAGUGUGUCAGACAGAUUGAAGUGGUCCUGAUGGUCCUGAAUUAGGGGCCCGGUGAGAUACCUGCAGAUGACUAAAUAACAGGGAAAAAAACGUUUGCCACAUUCACUUAAGCUGUGUGGGCUGUUACACUUGUAUACAGAGCUCUAUCUAGCUAGCCACGGAUGGUGAUGGCUCUGCCUCAAUCAGCCUGCGCCCAUGGAAAGGUUGGUUGUCAGAAUAACAUGGACAUGACGUUAACCGCUGCACAGUUCUACAACUAAUGGUUGUAAUGAUAACAUGAGUUAACAAUGGUUUAGUCUUCUCUGAUGGUGUGCCGUUCAUCAGACGUAACUGCUAAUGGUCUCUCUCGAGUUAGAAUACCAGUAAAUUGUUUUUAUGCAGUUUUUGGUAUUUGUCCUGCCAAGUGUCAAGCAGUGUUAAUAAAUCAUACUUGUCUGGCCAUGAUGCUGUGUAGAAUGACGAAUGUGUGAAAUCUGCUCACUUCCCUCAUCAGCUGAAAGCCUUUUCUCCACAGAGCCAUGAGUAAAUGUUUUGACUUGUUGGUAUAAAACAUAAAACUGGCAAAUGUAUGUGUGUGUGUAUGCAGCCCCCCUUGCCUCUCAUCGCUGAGACUGUCAUUUUCUCUAAGCACUUCUCAUAUGUCACACAGACGUGUAAUGAGGGGGCUGGUGUGUGUGUGUGUGCGCGUGUGUGUGUGUGUGCGCGUGUGUGUGUGUGUGCAUGUUUAUUCAGUCCCAUGCUGGUGAUUGAGGCCUUUCUAUGAUGUUUAUACUCACUCAGCCUAAAUGUUACAGCAACAACAGAUUCAGCACACACACACACACACACACACACACACCCACACACACACACACACACUGAGGGAUACAGAAGUGUGAAGUCAACGACAGAAAGAGAAUAAGAAGCUGAGAGAGAGAAAAGAGGAGUGGUGUGUAUUGUCCAGGCUUUGGUCUAUCAGCAGCCCAUUGAAUGAAUGACAGCAAUUUUGAGGUGGUCUCCCUCUCAGGGCCAUAAAGCACCUCCUCAAAGCACCAGCUGGAUCACAGAGCUUCUCCAUCACAAACCAUAACAAGCACAAAGGAACACACAAACCAUAAAACAAGACACUAAAAAGUAUCCCUUUCUUGAUCCUCUUCUAUCUUAUUUUCUUCCUCUCUCUCUCUCUUCCUCUUUCUUUUUCUUUAAUCUUUCUUUAUCUCUCCUUCUUUCUCAGUUGCAAAAGAGAUGUCAAAGUUUAAUAAAGGAUACAUCCAUUCAAAAUCUCUAUUUUCCUCUCCUCUUCUCAGGUCCGGAAUGUUCCAGGAACUUCACAUCUAACAGCGGGGUGAUAAGGUCACCUGGUUUCCCAGAGAAGUAUCCCAACAACCUGGACUGCACCUUCAUGAUCUUCUCCCCCAAGAUGUCCGAGAUCACCCUGGAGUUCGAGAGCUUCGAGCUGGAGCCUGACACCACUCCUCCCACCGGGGUCUUCUGUCGAUACGAUAGGCUAGAGAUCUGGGACGGCUUCCCUGGAGGUGAGCUACAGUCAUAUAUCUGGUCAGAUAUAGUAUCUUUGUUAGCGUUAGUAUUAUACACUAUGGUAAUAUAAACACACUGAAUAGGGUAAUGAAUGUGGACUGGACACACAGCCUAGUUAUCAUGGCUAAAUGCCAAACAUGUCCUAGUUCUGAUACUCUACUGUACUCCCUUUCUUCCCGUACAGUCACCUAUUGUGUUGGGGGAGUUGUUUAUGUUUGUCAGUUGGGAGAAGGCCAUGGUAUGUAGACAGGGAUGGUACUCCACCCUACUGUUGAUCGGUCAGGAGUGGACUUUCUCUGUCCAGAUACAACUUAAACCCUUUGUCUAGGUUGGGAUUUAGUUGUUGUUUCUUAUUGAAUUUAAAAUGGCUUUGAACAGUGCCAGACUUGCCUCAGGAAUGAUAUAGGUCUAUAAUUUCUCCAAAAAGAACAGUGUUGAUUAAACCGGCUGUGAAGACCUUGAGGGCUCAGUCUAUGUCACAUUAUUAUCACUUUUAUUUUAAUCACUCUGUGAAUUGCAUCAAGAAAACUGACAUCUUUGAUAAACAAUGGGGAAGUUUGCCAUGAAACUAGAGGCAGAGGCAGAAGGCCAUGGGGGAGACAGGGGAGACAUAGGGGGAGGCUGGGGGCCAUGCUGUGUGUCAGGCCCUGUCUGAGGGCUGGGUACAGUACCUGUGGUGCCUUUUGGAUCAGUAGUGCAUUAGCACGGAAGGCUGGAGGCGCACUCCUCCCCCCUCCCUCUAUCUCCCCUCCCCUUCUCUCCCCCCCACCCCCCCUCCAUCUCCCCUCCUCCCUCCUCCAUCCUCUCUCCUCCCCCCCUCCCUCCAUCUCCCCCCCCCCCCCCCCCCCCCCUCUCCAUCUCCCUUCCUCUCUCCUCCCCCAAGAUCAUAGAGACAUGCAGAGACACAGAGUUCACAGCAGAGCAUUUAACAUUUCUAUAGUGCUGUUGAGUCAUUCAGAUAAUCUAGGAGAGUCAUGCCCCCCCCCCCCCCCCCCCACCACACACACACACACACACACACACACCUCCUUCCUGUGUUAUGAUGAUGAAUCUGAGCCAUCAGACUCCUGCCCUAGCUCCCUUUCAUCUGUGUGCCUGGUUGUAAGGCCUGGUUGUACAUGGCAUGUCAGAGUGAGGGGAGGUGUUAGGUUAAGAGGGGAGCAGGGUAGCAGCCUGGCCUUCACUCGCCACUGAUCACAGGCUUACUAAUCAGAGAUAAGCACCAGGCCUCCAGACCUGCUUAACAUCUAGACAGAGGAACACACAGACAGGCACGUAAGCAUGCACACACACGCACACGCACGCACACACACACACAAACACACACACACAAUGUGGCACAAACUCAUUUAGAGUGCUCAGUAGAACGUGUGCUGGUUUGACUUUUAUUGCAUUUUUCUUUUGACAUUCUCUUAUUCCCUUGUUUUUCCAUCUCUCUGUUUCUUUGGUCUUUCUUUCCUCCUUUUCUUGUUCUUAGUGGCUUUUGAGAAGUCUCUCCACCGUGGCCAGACCAUCACUCGCAUUAAAAAAGGCCCAGGAAUUUAUGACUGGUGCAAAACAAACAGAAACCUCGACCUUGUUUCGUCUUAACAAGGAGUCCCUCUUCCUCUCUCCCUCUCUCUAUCUCUUUGUGUUUUUUGGGCAUGUUGGUGUCGAAUGUUAGGCCUUUUUCCCAUGCCUCUUUAUGAGGUUACUUAGUGAAAACCCUCUCAGGUCUAACACAAAUACAGCCCCAGGUCUUAGGUCCUCCUCAGACCUUCAUCAACACACUAGUUAUCUCACCUCUGUGGGUUUACUGUGUAUGAACACCAAUGUGACAGACCUACGGCGAGCAAAUACUGACUUAACUCCUAACUUUACACACACUCCCACCUUACAUUUAACAUUUAACAUUUUAGUCAUUUAGCAGACGCUCUUAUCCAGAGCGACUUACAGUAGUGAGUGCAUACAUUUUCAUACUUUUUUUCAGUUGUAACCUUGGUGACUGACUAUCUCUAUCUCCCCCUCUCUCUCCCUUUCUCUCUCUUUCUCUCUCUCUCCAGUUGGUCCGUACAUUGGGCGGUACUGUGGUCAGAACACCCCUGGUCGUAUCAUCUCUUACACGGGCAUCCUGGCCCUGAUAAUCAACACAGACAGUGCCAUCGCCAAGGAGGGCUUCUCUGCCAACUUCACCGUGUUGGAACGGACCAUGCCAGAAGGUAAGUGA
Coregonus sp. 'balchen' is the source of this 12537-nucleotide messenger RNA. The record is from the annotation of a GenBank genome assembly. NCBI's taxonomy places the organism in Eukaryota, Metazoa, Chordata, Actinopteri, Salmoniformes, Salmonidae.